Messenger RNA from Protopolystoma xenopodis, 453 nucleotides. NCBI's taxonomy places the organism in Eukaryota, Metazoa, Platyhelminthes, Monogenea, Polystomatidea, Polystomatidae. The record is from the annotation of a GenBank genome assembly.
AUGCAACAAAAGCCAAUUUCAGGGAAGCAUAUCGCCUUGGCCCACCAAGGUUGGGAAUCUGAGCCUAAGGCAAGACGCGUUUGCCAAGAUGAUCUCGAAUUUGAAAUCAAGAAUCAGCAACAAUAUGACUGGGAUUAUGAUUCCGAGAGAGGUGGCAUUAACGAUCAUGAUGAUGUUGCAGACUAUGGCGGUGGCUACGCUGAACCUGAUUUGCGACCAAAUCAAAGACAGGGCUGCCCUUUGACACAUAAGAGUCUAUUGGUAGAGGACCUUUUUUCGGACCUGAGUGAUGGUGUCAUUCUUUUGCGACUAAUAUACCUGCUUACAUUAAAUGCUUCACGAAAUGGAUUACUUAAUGAAGAAGAAAUGCAUGAGAGAGAACGAUACAUACGCUAUGUAAGUCUAAGAUAUAUAUGCAUAUUUAUAUUGAUAUAUAUAUAUAUACCUUCAUAA